This is a messenger RNA of Cuculus canorus (common cuckoo), 9034 nucleotides long. RefSeq names its product myosin VIIB (gene MYO7B). The coding region runs from base 819 to 7397 and encodes 2192 amino acids. Gene Ontology annotation, cellular component: cytoskeleton; myosin complex. Gene Ontology annotation, molecular function: ATP binding; protein binding; cytoskeletal motor activity. Lineage: Eukaryota; Metazoa; Chordata; Aves; Cuculiformes; Cuculidae. The record is from RefSeq and is a predicted model, not a curated record. The transcript is spliced from 50 exons.
CAGACAAGGGGAAACAUAAAUAAAAAUUAAUAAGAAAAAAAGAAAUUGAAACGUGUGCCUGAAAUCAGUACCAAGGUGCAUAGGAAACAUAGAAGACAAUCAGAUACUAAAGUUCCAAGCAGAGUCAGAGUAUCAUGGUGGCCUUUCUUGGAAAUUAUGCAUUUAUAAACACGUAUUACAUUCUGCGGUGACCCCAAGCCCAAAUCCUGGCUGCACUGAGGCUGGAUGGAGGCUGCCAGUGGAAGGAGGCACAGAGGUUCCUUCCAAAAAAUUAUGAAUUCCUGCUUUCCUGAAAUGCAACCUCCUAACCCCAAGCCUAUUGUUGUGACAUCCCACAUGCACCACACAACAGAGGGUGCACUGGUGUCUUAAGCAACCUCACCUCAGCAACGCUGAAUAACAGGGCAUCAAUUCUGACAGCUCUCCUGCGGGUAAUGUGUGUGUUCGCACUAGCGUGCACGCUUGCAUGCACAUGGCUUUGUCCCUCCCAAGCCAGAACGUGGCACUUACUGGCCUGUAGUGUAUUCUUCUAAUACCAUCUUGGCUGCGUCCCAAAAGGAAGGAUGGAAGGAAACUCAGACCAUAAUGGGAUUGCACAGUGGGGGAGAAUGACCUGCCUUCUAGCAAGCAGAGUAAGCAGCGCCCACUUGGCGUGUGUGAAGGUGUGUCAUGACACACAUCCCACCAGGCUGCCUCUGUACAACAUCAGGAACUGGCUGGAAUGAAAUAAACCUUUCCCUGAGGGACAGAAUGCUUCAGACAACCAAGGGAUGCACUUGGAAAUCCUUUACCGGUUACAUACAGUGAUCUGAAACAUAAUGAUGGUUUUCAGAAAGGGUGAUCAUGUGUGGCUGGACACUCAACCAAACAGGGAAUUUAAUGUCCCUAUUGGGGCAGUCGUGAAAGAUUCUGACUCGGGACGGAUCUUGCUGGAGGACGAUGAAGGCAAGGAGCACUGGAUCACGGCUCGGAACAUGCACAUGGUGCGCCUGAUGCACCCCACCUCUGUCCAAGGAGUGGAAGACAUGAUCCGCCUUGGGGAUCUCCAUGAAGCAGGCAUGGUGCACAACCUACUUAUCCGCCACCAGGAGCACAAAAUCUAUACUUACACAGGAUCAAUCUUGGUAGCAGUGAAUCCAUACCAGCUGCUGCCCCUCUACACUGUCGAUCAGAUCAGACUGUACUGUAACAGGAGGAUUGGAGAGCUACCACCUCACGUCUUCGCCAUUGCAGACAACUGUUAUUUCAAUAUGAAGAGGAAUAAGAAAGACCAGUGCUGUGUGAUCAGUGGAGAAUCAGGAGCUGGGAAGACUGAAAGUACAAAGCUAAUACUACAGUUCCUGGCAGCUGUCAGCGGUCAGCAUUCCUGGAUAGAGCAGCAAAUCCUGGAGGCCAACCCCAUUCUAGAAGCUUUUGGAAAUGCCAAGACAAUUCGGAAUGACAAUUCCAGCCGCUUUGGGAAAUAUAUUGAUAUCCACUUCAACCAAAAUGGUGUGAUAGAAGGAGCUCGGAUUGAACAGUUUCUUCUGGAGAAGUCCCGGGUUUGCCGGCAGGCUCCAGAGGAGAGAAACUACCACAUCUUCUACUGCAUGCUAAUGGGGAUGAAUACAGAGCAGAAAAAGAUGCUGAAUCUGGGCACUGCUUCAGAGUACACUUAUCUCACUAUGGGCAACUGCAUGUCCUGCGAUGGCCGGAAUGACGCAAAGGAUUAUGCCCACAUUCGCUCGGCUAUGAAGAUCCUCAUGUUCUCAGAUUCUGAACACUGGGACAUCAGCAAGCUGCUGGCUGCGAUCUUGCACCUGGGCAAUGUAGAGUUUGAAGCGGCUGUGUACGACAACUUGGACUGCUCUGACGUGAUGGACUCACCACAUUUUUCAAUCGCAACCAAAUUACUUGAGGUGGACUCCAGUGAACUCCAGAACAGCCUUACAAACCUCUCCAUCAUUGUCCGAGGAGAAAGCGUGUCCAGGCCUCUGAACGUAUUUCAAGCUGCAAAUGGGAGGGAUGCCUUUGUGAAGGGUAUAUAUGGGCGGAUUUUCCUGUGGAUAGUGAAUAAGAUCAACUCAGCCAUUUUCAACCCAACCUCUCAGAAAGCUAAAGACAGACGUCAGUCCAUUGGGCUGUUGGACAUAUUUGGGUUUGAAAACUUCAGCAACAACAGCUUUGAGCAGCUCUGCAUUAACAUUGCCAACGAGCACCUCCAGCAGUUCUUUGUGCGCCAUGUCUUCAAGCUGGAGCAAGAGGAAUACCGUGUGGAGAACAUUGCCUGGAAUAACAUUGACUUUACUGAUAACCGCCAGGCUCUGGAAGUCAUCGCGCUCAAGCCUAUGAAUAUCAUCUCCCUCAUUGAUGAAGAGAGCAAGUUCCCAAAGGGCACAGAUGCCACCAUGCUCAUCAAAAUCAAUUCCCUUCAUGGCAAAAGUAACAUCUACAUCCCACCUAAAAGUGUCCAUGACACCAAGUUUGGCAUCAACCACUUUGCUGGGGUUGUCUUUUAUGAAUCAAAAGAUUUCCUGGAGAAAAAUCGGGACACGCUGAGUGCUAAUGUAAUGCGAGUGGUUCAUUCGUCCAAAAACAAAUUCCUCCGAGAGAUUUUCCAGGUGGAAACAACCCCACCUAGUCUGGGACGUGGGACCAUCCGGCAUCUUGGAGCUGACCAGACCUACAAGUCUCUAUCUCAAUGUGGCUUCCUGCUGUCCAGAACAUCUGGCCAUGGACAGGGCACGGAUACCACCAAACGGCUCUCUACUCUGGGAGGACAGUUCAAGCAAUCCCUGGAGAAACUAAUGAAAAUCCUUGAGCACUGCCAGCCGUACUUCAUCCGCUGCAUCAAACCAAAUGACUACAAGAAACCCCUGUUGUUCGACAGGGAGCUGUGCAUUAAACAGCUGCGAUAUUCAGGGAUGAUGGAGACCAUCCGGAUCAGGAAAGCUGGCUACCCCAUUCGCUACAGCUUUGAGGAGUUCUUUGAGAGAUACAGAGUUCUGCUACCUUGGUCUCUUCGGGAACAGCUGAAGAACGAUGCUCGGCAGAGCUGUAUCAGCAUCUCUGAAGCAGUGCUGGGCAAGGAUGAAAGCUGGCAAGCUGGAAAGACCAAGAUUUUCCUUAAAGAUCAUCACGACACAGUACUGGAGCUGCGACGCCAAAGUAUACUCACAGAUAAGGUUCUUCUUAUCCAGAAGGUGAUGAGAGGAUUGAAGGACAGGAAGCAGUUUCUGAAGCAGAGGAAGUCUGCUGUAGCUAUUCAGUCAGCCUGGCGCGGCUACUGCUGCCGGAAGGAUUUCAGAAUGCUCAUGCUGGGUUUCGGGCGCCUGCAGGCCCUCUACCGCAGCCGACAGCUUGCUAAACAGUACGAAGCAACCCGGGCUCACAUCAUCAGGCUUCAAGCCAUGUGCCGUGGUUAUCUAAUGCGUCAAAAGAUAGAAGAGCAGAAGAAAGCUGUCUGUGUUAUACAGGCAUACGCAAGGGGCAUGUUUGCUCGCCGAACCUACCAGAGGAUGAAGAGGGAGAACCAGUGCAAGCUGGAAGCCAGGAACAUCCGCUUGGAAGAAGAGAAACGCCUCCUCCAAGUCCUUGGACCAGUGAAAGCAAGGGAAGAAGCUAUGAGGUUAGAAAAGGAACACCUGGCUACUCUGGAGAGAGAGGAAGCAGAAGCGAGCCAAAGGAGGAAUGCUCUUGCCAAUAAUCCAACAAAUGACGACGUUAUCAGUGACCAAGAAAUGGUGGACAAAAUUUUUGGGUUUUUACCUGCUAUGAUUGGAGGCCAAGAAGGACAGGCUCCUCUGGGGUUUGAGGACUUGGAAACAAAGCCUAACAAGCUGGAUGAGGUGGACCUGGACAUGGUUCCCAUGAGUGUGGAGCUAGAAGAGGAAGCAGAUGGCCUAGAAGAGUUCACUUUCCCAAAGUUUGCAGCUACGUAUUUCCAGGGCUCGUCUACACAUACCCACAUCCGGAAACAGCUGCGGCACCCACUGCUCUACCAUGAUGACAAGGACAACGUCCUGGCUUCUCUAGUCGUGUGGGUUAUCAUCCUGAGGUUCAUGGGGGACCUGCCAGAGCCAGCAAUGUUUGCCAAGAAUGCCACCAUCAAGAGCAACUCUGUAAUGACACAGAUAUAUGACACACUUGGCAGGAAAAACCAGGUCCAGUUCAGGAACGACAGCCCAAAUAUGAGAGAAAAUAGAAAGUAUAACAAGAUUUCCAAGGGGAUCUCUUCCCUGAAGCUGAAACGGUCAUCCAAGUUGACCGGGAAGGUGACAGAUCAGCUGAGAGGUGGGGAAGAGGCUUUCCAGGAGGACAGCUCGAUCUCUGAGAGACCUAUGUCCAACCUAGAAAAAGUGCACUUCAUUAUCGGCAACGCAAUUCUGCGCCCUGCCAUCAGGGAUGAGAUUUAUUGCCAGAUUUGCAAACAGCUCACUGAAAACAGCAACAGGAGCAGCUAUGCUCGAGGCUGGAUCCUUCUGUCACUUUGCCUUGGUUGCUUUCCUCCCUCAGACACAUUUGUGAAGUACCUGUUGAAUUUCAUCCACCACGGGCCUGCAGGCUAUGCGCCGUAUUGUGCUGAACGCCUGAGACGUACCUAUGUCAACGGAGCACGGACUGAACCCCCAAGCUGGCUGGAACUUCAGGCAACAAAGCAGAAGAAACCCAUUAUGUUUAACGUCACCCUGAUGAAUGGUCAAAGCAUCACUGUCCCUGCAGACUCUGCUUCCAUUGCCAAAGAGAUCUGCCAGUUCAUAGCAGAUAAAACUAAACUGAAGGAUGUUUUUGGUUUUUCGCUCUACAUUGCUGUGUUUGAUAAGGUCUGGUCACUGGGUGGGGGACGAGAUCACGUCCUGGAUGCCAUCUCUCAGUGUGAACAGCUGGCAAAGGAGCGGGGCACACAUGAACGCAAUGCACCCUGGCGUCUUUACUUCCGCAAGGAAAUCUUCACCCCCUGGCACAAUUGCCAGGAGGAUCCGAUCAGCACUGAUCUUAUUUACCACCAAGUCAUUCGUGGCAUCCGCUUUGGAGAGUACCGUUGUGAGAAGGAGGAGGAUUUGGUGGAGAUAGGUGCAAAAUAUUGUUACAUCCAGUUUGGAGAUUCCAUCCACAACGAGCUUGUGCAGAAGGUGCUUCACGACUGUAUCCCAGUGAAACAGCUGAAGUCCAAGCCCCUGGAGAAGUGGGUGAGCCUUAUAACCUACGCACAUGCUAAGGCCCCGUACACGCAGGACCGUCUCUCUCAUCAGACUGUGAAGGAGCAGCUUGUAGAUUUUGCUCGCUUUCAGUGGCCUUUGCUUUUUUCCCGAUUCUUUGAAGUCACUAAGUUUUCAGGUCCCAGCUUGCCCAAGAACCACUUUAUUGUGGCUGUAAAUUGGAAAGGUAUCUGCUUCUUGGAUGAGUCAGAAAAGCGGCUCUUUGAGCUGACCUUCCCAGAGAUCACUGGCAUCCACACCAACAGGGCAGUGAAAUCGUUUGGACAGAGUUGCACUCUCAUCACACUUCGCGCUGAGGAGUUUGUCCUGACAUCUGUAAACAGCGUUGUCAUUGCUGAACUGGUGGUCAUGUUCCUGGAAGGGCUGAAGAAGAGAUCACGAUUCGCUGUGGCAAUGCACGAGAAAAAAUCCCAAGAAGACCCUGCCGUCCUGUCCUUCAAGAAGGGAGACUUGCUAGUCUUCACUGAAGACAAAAGACUGGAUGCAGACACUGGUUGGAUCAAUGCCCAGAAUGAAAGGACAGGCAAAACAGGGAAUGUAUUUUUGGAAGACAUCUACAUCAUCCCUUCUCUCACAAAACCCUCUAGUCAAGUGCUGAGCUUGCUGAUGAUGUCUCCAGACCAGAGGAGGACUGCUUCACAGAACUCCUACGUGGAGGAACCCGAUGAAGAGGAUCUCAAAGUGAAGCCUUACACCCUGGAGGAGUUCUCCUAUGAACAUUUCAGGUCUCCCGAGAAAGAAUCCAUCAGCAAAGCUGUUCUCCAGAAAUCCCGUGGGCGCAGUCAGCUGUGGGCACACUCUAAGGAGCCCUUAAAACAGCCCUUGCUGAAGACAGCGUGCACAGACCCUGAUCUUCGGGACUUGGCUUGUCAGGCAUUCAUUGCCAUCAUGAAAUUCAUGGGGGACUAUCCCUCCAAACAGGCACACUCCUCUGUGGAAGUCACUGACCAGAUAUUUGUAGCCGCUAUCCAGGAGGAGGUCCUGCGGGAUGAGAUUUACUGUCAGAUUAUGAAGCAACUGACUGAGAACAGAAACAGGUACAGCGUGACCAAGGGCUGGCAGCUCCUCUGGCUCUGCACUGGCCUGUUCCCACCCAGCAAGUCACUGCUGAAACAUGCCCAGAAGUUCAUCGAGACACGUCAGAAAGAGACGUUGGCCCUGGAGUGCAGUCGGAGGAUUCAGAGGGUGAUGAGGAGUGGCUCCAGGAAGUGGGCACCUCAUCCUGUGGAGGUUGAGGCCAUCCUACAGAACAACACUAAGAUCUCGCACAAGAUUUGCUUCCCCAAUGAAACAGAACAGACAUUUGACGUGGGAACAAACACCAAAAUACGGACUCUGUGUCAGAACAUCGCUGCCAAACUCCAGCUGAGCUCCUGGGAAGGUUUCAGCCUCUUUGUGAAGAUUGCAGACAAGGUGAUCAGCCAGAAUGAAGCAGACUACUUCUUUGACUCACUAAGGCAAGUGACGGACUGGAACAGAAGGAACAAACCAGUGAAAGAUGGGGCUGCUAUGUCUGUGGCUUAUGAGGUGUACUUCAUGCGAAAGCUGUGGCUGAACGUAACUCCUGGGAAGGACCUGAAAGCUGAUUCCAUUUUUCAUUACCACCAGGAGUUGCCGAAGUACCUCAGAGGCUAUCACAAGUGUUCCAAGGAUGAAGCUGUCCAGCUGGCAGGGCUGAUCUAUAAAGUGCGCUUCAACAAUGACCGCACACAGCUAGCAACCAUCCCCAAAAUCUUGAAGGAGCUGGUGCCAGACAAUCUGCUCCGGGCAAUCUCACCCGACGAGUGGAAGAAGAGCAUUACUGCAGCAUACAGCAAAUAUGAAGGAAAAACUGUGGAUGAGGCCAAGGUUGCCUUCUUGAAAAUGAUACAUCGAUGGCCGACGUUUGGAUCGGCCUUCUUUGAGGUGAAGCAAACCUCGGAGCCAAAUCUCCCAGACAUUGUGCUGAUUGCAAUCAACAAGCAAGGGGUGUCGCUGAUCCACCAGAAGACAAAGGAUAUUUUAACAGUCUACCCCUUCAAUAAAAUCUCCAACUGGAGCAGUGGGAGCACGUACUUUCACAUGACAAUCGGGAACCUGGUACGAGGAAGCCGGAUCUUAUGCGAGACAUCUCUGGGUUACAAAAUGGAUGACCUGCUAACAUCCUACGUGCGCCUGCUAAUGAACGCUGUAAACAAGCAAAAGAACCUCCCAGCCUGAGGGAGGGAACAGAACCUACAACCUCUAUCUGUGCCAAACUACCUAUAAUUUCAUCUCCCAGAAGAAAUGCCAUUUAAAAAAUAUGAGUCUUGAUGAUCAGUCUUCUGACCAUACAUGGAAUGAAGUGCGUUGCUGAAAUACUACCACAAGACAAGAUCGAGGGCACAUGUGCUUUCAAAUAUACGUAACACUUGUCUGCCUUAGAUGUAGAAUAAGAAUUCCCUUCAGACUUUGGAUGUAGAGAAAGUUUAGCUGGAUUUUAAGAUAGUACGUGGGCAGAAGGAAGAGGAACCCUAAUAUGAGAGCCUCUUCAGAUACUGAAAAUCUCCUCCAUUCUUAGAGAGCCACACAUUGUUUUCUUCCUUUUGGAAAGAAAAGGUCCCCUUGUUGCAUAUGCUCUUACCAAAUGCAUAAACUUCUCGAGUCUUUACAAAGGGAACGUUAUUUUUCUUCCUACUAUUGGAAAUUCUAAGAGUAAAGAAAUGCCCUUUAGUUGUAGGAUAACUGGACACCUCAAAAGGCAAGAUGAGGGGUUUCAUCCUUUUAUCACUACUAGGUGAUGUGCUGCAAGGCACAGGAGAUGGUGACAGACAGUUGCUGUCAGAGUACAGCUGUCAUUCCUGUGCACUGCUAACUUUGCGGGCUGCCCACUGGUUGACCAUUGCCUUGGCUAAAUUACAUGGUUUUCCUCCUUCCACAGUUUUCAAGCGCAUUAUAAAAUAACAACUGCUUUCUUAUGCGGUUUCUAACAAGCAUAAACAAACCUUGAAAUGGGUCUGGGUGAUGGGUCCAUUGCUUUUACUCAGUUCCUCUUAUUCCAAGUUAUAGAUUCACUGCAGAUCAGGACUGAAGAACUCAGUCUAACAGAUAUCUGUUUAAAAGAGAUUUUUCUGCUCUCUAAAAAUGUUCUCAGCCUGGAGUUAUGCAGACAUUCGUUCAUGAGACGAGAAUAGCUUUAAUUUCUCCUGCUCUCUUCCAUUUCCUGUUUAGCAGGCACUCGGAGUGGUAAAAUCUGAUUCAGCACUUGUUCAUCUCUUAGACCUUUGUAAACACACAACUUUGGCCCUGGAGGAACCAGAGCGUGCUCAGAGUGUGUAAAGCAUCUACACACUGUGGCCAUAGUCAGCCUCAAUCACCCCCUCAGACCACAAGCGCUCCUUUCUCGGUGACGAGCCUUCCCUUGCUCAGAGUGAAACAUGGACAUGUCUUAAAGCACUUACACCAAGUUCCUUGAGACACGAUCGGGCAGCGCUGGAAGAGCAGCUCUGCUCGAUCUCUCACUUUAAUUUGCCAACGUAUGCACAAUGGUUCCCUUGUUCCUUCAGAUGGGCGGGUGUGAAAUUCAAACACUAAUGGGAGUUUUGUAGAUGGGUGGCAGGGAAGAGCCCCACUCUCUUUGUGCAUCUAAAUGAGUGCCACACUUGUCAGAAUAGUUGAUCCUUUUGCAAGCAAUUAGAUAUUCCGGCUGUUAAUGUCCAUUGCUGGCAAUGGAACUUUUGAGACUAACGACUUGGGAGUUGUUUUGUAACCCUAGGUCUGGUCUGACUGGCUGUGAGGAGCAUUCAAUACGUCACCUGUACAAAAAGGAAUUUUGCAGCCAAACUGUAUUGUUUCUGGUUUUUCAAUAAACCCUGCAG